AUGUGUGACGACGAGGUAGCUGCUCUUGUUGUGGACAAUGGUUCCGGUAUGUGUAAAGCCGGCUUUGCUGGAGAUGAUGCUCCACGAGCUGUGUUCCCAUCUAUUGUUGGACGUCCUCGUCAUCAGGGUGUAAUGGUUGGAAUGGGACAAAAAGAUUCGUACGUUGGUGAUGAAGCACAAUCAAAAAGAGGUGAUUUUCGUGUAAUUCCACACUUUGUAGUCUUCUAA
Messenger RNA from Cylicostephanus goldi, 228 nucleotides. The record is from the annotation of a GenBank genome assembly. Lineage: Eukaryota; Metazoa; Nematoda; Chromadorea; Rhabditida; Strongylidae.